Sesamum indicum (sesame) is the source of this 1798-nucleotide messenger RNA. Its product is annotated as oxidoreductase, zinc-binding dehydrogenase family protein. Gene Ontology annotation, biological process: intracellular protein localization. Lineage: Eukaryota; Viridiplantae; Streptophyta; Magnoliopsida; Lamiales; Pedaliaceae. The record is from RefSeq and is a predicted model, not a curated record. Gene Ontology annotation, cellular component: endomembrane system.
AGAUAAAACCAAGCGGUUCGAGUUUCAUCCGAUCGACGAUUUGGUUCCUUCAAUUAACUCGCAUUUGUAUUCCUCAAGAUCAGGCCGAGGGUUCGGGUGAAAAAUCAUGGUGAAAGCCGUAAUUGGAGAUGAAACCCAGCUCAAAUUGUUUGAAGAUCGGCUCACUCGUUCUGUCGUCCCGUCUCAGGUGGGGCUCGUAAUUGGGAAACUGAGUUCGAAGUUAGAUAGAGGAUUCGUGUAUGAUUUGGUGCCGACGCCGCCAAAUGACGCCGGAGAGGCGCCGUGUUCGAUAAUCGAUGGCGCUGGGGAAAGUAACAAAAAUAAGAAGAAGACCUCAGUGAAAGCUAAAUCUGAACCGGAGUCUUCAGCUCUCUUUAUUGAUAAGGACUGGGUUUCCGAGCAUGCGCGCCAGGUCUCAAGAAUGCUCCUGGGCGGCAUGAAGGUUGUUGGCAUCUACAUAUGGGUAAAUGAAAGCUUGUUCAAAAAUUCAACAAUAGCAAUAUGCCAGACUGUAAAAGGAGUUGCAGAAGCAGCCUCCUUAAUGAUUGAUUGGAGUGAAGCACUGCUAAUUCAUAUUGGUUAUAGCCCUCUUAGGUGGACAUGCCGGAAUUGCUCGCUUGCAGCAAAUAUUACUUCAAGCAGUCUACGGCCUUGUGAUUUUAAGAUGGGAAAAGUUUUGGGUUCCCUUCAAACAUUCAGAUGCACGUACAAUUUUGAUUUAAGGUUGCCUAUAUCCCAUGAUGACAAAUUGGACAUUAAAAGGUUUUCUGAUGUACUUCGCUCUGAAAUCACGGUCCAUGCAAAGGAACUUAGUGGUGCAAAGGCUUUGAUCAAUGGAAAAUUGGUGACCGAGGAUGAGCAAUGUGCAUCAGAUGAUUUUCAUGAAGUUGAAUUUCUUGUCCCUUUUUUGCAAGAUAAAUAUUUAGCAUUUGACCAGAUAGGGGUUCUUGGUGUUCUUCUCUUUAGAGGCUUCGUGUGUUCUCUUGCAUACUUGAAUUCAAAGGAACCUGUUUCACAAGCUUUGCUCGAUAUAAAGGAAGACAUCAUAAGGAGUCUGCAAAGUAGACUGGAGAUUAUGUGUGAUGAGGCUGAGAGGUACAUUGAAUCUGUUGCCGAGAUUGGCCAGGAGACAAGCAGCGAUAUACCAUCUGACCAACCUGUUCCACACUUUGACCUACAAGCACAAAGAAAACAGUGCAGUCUAUCAUUUCCUCGAAGAGUGUUUGUUCCCUGGCUGGAGGGUACUUACAUCUGUGAUUAUAUUCAGUCAUCUGAAACAAUGGAGGUUCUCAAAGAUCAUUGCACUGAGCUGAUGUCAAUAGAAGUUCCAACAGACACCUCUGAAAUUCUGGAGCCCGAGUCUGAAGCUUCUGCUGUGAUAACUACGACUACAAAAUCCUUUUGGGAUAUUGCAAUUGACAACUCAUUAGCCAGUUCACCAGUUAAUUCCGUCUCAAAGAACGGGAAAAUUGGGAAUGGAAAACCUGCCAAAUCAGUUACUUUUAAACCAACAUUAUCAAUUUUGGUUCUGAUCAUCGCUGUCAUAGUGGGACUAGUGUUCUAUGUUACUGGGAGAUAGUAGUUCAUAUAUAUAAACUCCCUUUGGAAGUCCUUAAGAAGUGCUAUAAUAGACUCUUAUUCUGUUAGUGUAAUUUACUCUAUUAAGUUAGUAGCGAAACGGUAUAGAGAAAGUUUUGGUAGUUGUAGAAUAGCUUUUAAUGUGUAGAGAAAUGUUCAACUUAAAAAACUGUUGGCACCACAUAGAUUAUAGAACUCAUUUGCCAUGAUUUUCGAAUUC